UUUUGAGACUACUAGUAUCCUGCCGUCUGCUGAAUUGCUGCAUGCAUGAUAUGAUAUGAUUUUCUUAAUCUUAUGACGUGUUGUUACAAAUUCAUUAUGAUUUGAAUAUAUCUGACAAAACCGACAUUUACAAUAUUUCAUUAUGCCGCGUUUGAAUGGAAUCUUAUGUUCUGGACUUAAACCUCUGAGAAAGUUUGAAAACUAUAAACCGGUACCGACGUACAAAAUUCUGUUGCCACCUAUAUUGAAAGAUUCUGUGCCAGACACUGGGGGAAAAACACAAGUUGCAGUAUGUCUGCAGCAAAUGAACGUCAUGAUGGCUUGUUGGAAGAACAACGAAUUUAAUGAAAGCAAAUGUUCGGAAGAAAUUAAGGCCUUUAGUGAAUGUAUAGAGAAGUCAAAUAGUGAAGCAAGGGCGCUCCAACAAGCUGAGAGUCUUGGCCAGACUGAUUCUGUAGCUGGGAAGCCGACAUCUCGUACAAUCAACAAGCUUCUGAAACGUUACCCACAACCUCCUACAACAAUCAAAGUGAAGAUGUGAUGUACGUUGUGUCUACCUUGUCAUGGAAUAUUGGCUAAUUUUGGCAUGAAUGGAGUCUGUAUGGAGGUAUCUCUGGCAAGUGUGAAUAGAAAGGGACAUGGCGAAGAUCCUCGACCUCCUGUCAUACACUUCACAGCUUUGUCCUGAUUUAGAUAGAAAAGCAUGUACACUCGCGGAAUCCUAUAGAUUAUUUUUAUGAAAAUAAACAUCUAUACAAAGAA
Molecule: messenger RNA, 762 nt
Organism: Haliotis rufescens (red abalone)
Lineage: Eukaryota; Metazoa; Mollusca; Gastropoda; Lepetellida; Haliotidae
Product: coiled-coil-helix-coiled-coil-helix domain-containing protein 1-like
Exons: 4
Coding region: 143-541 (132 amino acids)
Biological process (GO): mitochondrial translation
Cellular component (GO): mitochondrion; nucleoplasm; mitochondrial ribosome
Molecular function (GO): RNA binding
Source: RefSeq, a predicted model, not a curated record